UGAACCAUGAAGCGCCCGAGUUCAAUUCUAAAGGCAACGAUCAUCAUAAACGAUCCGCCGCUCGAGCCGACAACACACAAGCGGAAAAAUGAAGCUCAUUGGCUUAAUUACAUUAUUGCUGCUGGCGCUGGACGCUGUGCAGGCUCAGAGAGCCAACUUAACAUCCUGGCGUCAUCAUCGUCGCCAAAAACGUUUUCUGAUCUAUCAAGACGGUGGUGUGAUAAAGAUGGUAACAGGUACCGCAUUUCCUGUUGAAUUUCAAGAAAAGAAUGCAUGGCGUCAGCUGGUCUGGCUAAUGAAUUAUCACUAUCAAUUUAGUGAACCAACUUCGCCGAUUUACUGGUGGAAACUCUGGAACUCUGGGCGGGACCUCAAGGGUCCCCUGAAACUAACCAAAGAGCAACUACAACAGCAACACCGCGUAGAGGAGAACAAAGUGGAUGAGCCACAGCUGAUGCUUUACGCCUUUGCGGAGGAAUACAUGAAUCGGAUUGGCCAGCAUGGCAAAGAAUGUCUCCAACGUUUGAUCUGUGAGAAUGGUCAGGUGCACGAGCACAGUGGACUUUAUGCCCAGUUGUUGCACAGGCUGCUAACACCCCAUAGAUCUUUGGAUGCGCGCUACGUGGACGCUUAUCACAUGGGCAGACAUGGCAUCAAUUGUCGCCGCGCUUAUCCCAAGGCAUCGCAUUGUGUCCUAGAUGAUUAUGUGCAUGUUCAUGAGCAUGGCCUAACGCAGAGUUACUCUUAA
Molecule: messenger RNA, 748 nt
Organism: Drosophila nasuta
Lineage: Eukaryota; Metazoa; Arthropoda; Insecta; Diptera; Drosophilidae
Exons: 4
Coding region: 89-748 (219 amino acids)
Source: RefSeq, a predicted model, not a curated record